GGUAUCGUUAUAUUUGCGGCACACAGUGUGAUUGGUAAUUUGUUAGAGCACCAGCGUUGUUGCACUUUCAAUGGCGAAAUGUACCAGGGUAGUGUUUGUUGGGGCAGAACAUAAUCCGUGUUGUUUGAUUGAUGACUGCACCGUUCCAACAAUAGGAGAUGGGGAGGUUUUGGUCAAGGUCCUGCUGGCGACUGUGUGUGGCUCUGACCUGCACACCAUAUCUGGCCAACGAAAAGAGGCGACACCAAGUGUGCUGGGUCAUGAAGCUGUCGCAGAAAUAGUGACCAUUAACAGAAAUGCAAGUAAAUUCUCCCCCGGAGAUCGAGUCACCUUCACCGUGGUUGACUUUUGCGGGGAGUGUGCAAGAUGCAAGGGAGGCCUUGUACAGAAAUGCACGCGGUUGUUUAAGUAUGGUCACGCACAACUCGCUGACGGGACUGGUUUUAAUGGAUGUUACGCUACCCACAUAGUGUUAAGACCAGGAACGCACUUAGUGAAGAUCCCCGAUCAUGUCACGGACCGUAUGGCCGCCCCCAUUAACUGUGCAUUGGCGACAAUGGUGAAUGUUAUGAACUCUAUUCCAUCGAUCGGGGAUAAUAAAGCAAAUCACGUCGCCUUGAUCCAGGGUGCUGGACUUUUGGGAUUAUACGGUUGUGCAUUGCUGCAAGAUCGCGGUUAUCAGAAAGUCUACUGCGUCGACAUCAACCGAGACAGACUGACUUUGGUACCUCUAUUUGGUGGAAUUCCGAACUUUAUCAGUGGAAAUGAGUUGACAAUCGACAUAGACCCUGAUUCCGUCGACACCGUCAUCGAAGUGUGCGGCUCCCCAAAUGUUAUACAGCAAGGAAUUUCUCUACUUAGACCAGGAGGUACUUAUUUGAUGGUGGGCAUGGUGCACCCAAACUCCAAGCUCAAUUUAACGGGGGAGCAAAUCAUAAGGAAGUGUUUGACAAUAAAAGGCAUACAUAAUUAUGGACCGGCUGAUUUGGAGCAGGCCGUAGAAUUUAUAUCUCGGACUGCAAACAAGUACCCUUUUGAGCGCCUCGUGGGCGGAGAAGAAUAUAGUCUUCGGGACAUAACGGACGCUAUAAAAGAGGCAGAACUAAGGAAAUAUCUUCGGGUAGCUGUAAAACCAUGAUUGAAGUUUGGUACCAUACUUGAGUGUAAAUGGAUCGUUAUUACACGAUCUGUGGCACAAUCUUGCAGAGACAUUUAACCUACAAUGGAAGUAAAUAUGACCAUUUUUGCCUGAGAUAUUUUGAUUUUAAAAACAGAAAUGUGUUGUCGCUUUUUGCUUAUAUUUUGCCUCCAGAUUUUGAAAAAUGUUGGAUCAGAUAAAGUGCACGGUAUACAUUUCCUGUCUUUGAUGUAUUUGAUUAGAAAAAACUAGGCCAGGUAACGAUUCAAGUUAUGAAAAGAUCAUACUGUAAUAGAAUCGAGGUUCAAAAUUGGACCGUUUCACCUUACUAUACAUGGUAGCCUACCUGUGUUGGUAUAAAACCACAUGUAUAUAUACAGUUAAAUCAUGGAGUUAAGGACAGCAAGUUUACCUUUUGACAUCAUACAAAAUUAUAUAAAGGCAGAUUUUGACCGAGUUCGUUUUUUUUAAAUCUUAUCAUCGUUAAAAACUUUAUUGCUCAGUGUUAGACCCCUAAAUGAUCAUAUGGGAGUCACUACACCCACCUAAUCAGUAUCUUGUAAUCCAUCCCAUUCAAUCCUUAAACACAAAAUGGUUACGUUGGGAUUGGUAUACAAAACUGAUCGAAGCAAACUCUAAAAUCCCAUAUCAAAUGCAAACGAAUUUCAGAACCCGAUCAGUCUUGUUUUCAACUACAUAUCUAACAUAAAAUUUAAUGUAUAAUAUAUUGUUAAAGUGCAGACUCGAAUAUUCUUGUGCACCGUUUGAUAAUAUAUUUAACUUUAUCCAAGAAAUGCACUUCAGAUGCAUGUCUUAUGUAAGAUUUUUACAAGAAGUAAAUAAAUCUUGUUUUGC
Molecule: messenger RNA, 1993 nt
Organism: Lingula anatina
Lineage: Eukaryota; Metazoa; Brachiopoda; Lingulata; Lingulida; Lingulidae
Cellular component (GO): cytoplasm
Molecular function (GO): alcohol dehydrogenase (NAD+) activity
Source: RefSeq, a predicted model, not a curated record